Pieris napi is the source of this 1174-nucleotide messenger RNA. Its product is annotated as tRNA methyltransferase 10 homolog A. Gene Ontology annotation, molecular function: tRNA binding. The transcript is spliced from 4 exons. Gene Ontology annotation, cellular component: nucleus; nucleoplasm. Bases 204 to 1112 code for a protein of 302 amino acids. The record is from RefSeq and is a predicted model, not a curated record. NCBI's taxonomy places the organism in Eukaryota, Metazoa, Arthropoda, Insecta, Lepidoptera, Pieridae. Gene Ontology annotation, biological process: tRNA N1-guanine methylation.
GUUUUAAAAUUAAAUUUCUAAUAAAAUGUGCAAUUGUUUUGAUUUUAAUUAUAGGUUAUUUAAUUUAGUAAAAUGAUGUAGGAAUAAUUAAAACGUGAAACAGUUAUUUAUUUUAAUUUAAUUGGCAUGUACGUGACGAAAAACAAAAAACUAAAUGUACUAAAAAGUAAGAGAUAUAAGAUACAAUCUUGCUUGAUUUAAGAAUGGAUCUGCAAAUUGAAAAGUGCGAUAAUGUUUUAACAAAUAAUGACUUUCACCAGUACACGCUUUUUGAUGUCACAGUUGAUCCAGGUCUGAAAGACGAUGAUGGAAAUGAAUUACCAAGACCUUUUAACAAAAAUCAAAUGAGAAAAUGGUUAAAAAAAGUUAGAUGGGAGAAACACAAAUUUGAAAAGCGUAGUAAGGAAAAGGCAAGAGCAAAAGAGAGAAAAAGGGAAGCUCGUGCAGCAAAUAUAGAUUUAGGUCCAAAUAGGAAGAUGUUGAAGAAAAUGAAGUUAGAGAAAAAUAAAAGUCUUAUAGGAGUGAUAUUAGAUUUAAGUUUUGAUCAUUUAAUGAGCGAAAAGGAUAGGUAUAAAGUCAUAAAACAACUUCUCAGAUGUUAUUCAAUUAAUAGAAGAUCAGAUUCUCCACUUCAGUUUCAUGUAACUAGUUUUGGAGAAAAAACAAAAGUUGAUAUUUCUCGACACAAUGGUUAUGAGAACUGGGAUAUUGAAUACCAUGAAAAGUCAUACAUAGAUAUUUUUCCUAAGGAAAAGUUGGUUUACCUUACAAGUGAAUCAGACAAUGUUAUUGAAAAGUUUGAGGAAGAUAAUUUAUACAUCAUUGGGGGCUUAGUUGACCAUAAUCAGCAUAAGGGACUUUGUUAUAAGAUAGCAGUUGAACAAGGUAUCAGACAUGCUCAGUUACCACUUGCCAAAUAUGUGAACAUGAAGACAAGGAAAGUUUUAACAAUUGAUCAUGUUUUUGAAAUUAUAUUACGGGUGUCUGAAGGAAAACAGUGGGACAAUGCUCUUCUGAAAGUUUUACCAUUGAGAAAGGGGGCACAUCUUUACCGUAGUAGUUCUGCAUCAAGCUUAGAACAAACUGGCCAAUGUGAUGACAAUAGCCUGUAAGACUAUUAAUUCUUGUAAGGACAAGUUAAGCAAACUAAUAAAUCCAAUGACUUUUAAAACAA